Messenger RNA from Metarhizium robertsii ARSEF 23, 339 nucleotides. RefSeq lists its product as uncharacterized. NCBI's taxonomy places the organism in Eukaryota, Fungi, Ascomycota, Sordariomycetes, Hypocreales, Clavicipitaceae. The record is from RefSeq and is a predicted model, not a curated record. The transcript has 2 exons. Bases 1 to 339 code for a protein of 112 amino acids.
AUGAAGUCCACCAUUGUCAUCAGCAUUCUGGCCGCCUGUGUUGCUGCUUGGAAAUACCCCAACUGUGAACAUGACAACUGUUACCGUGCCUUGAUCAAGGAGGCUCUUCAGGAUGAAGCCAAGUCCUUUUGCUUCGAUUGGCUUGCCAGGACUAUGGCUGCGACUCCCUCUAUUCCCGCCGAGUUCAACAACUGUGAUGCCAGGGCCGCCAGCUCUGCUUGUUCGUGCAUCACCUACGCGGCUAUUCACACGGCCGGUUCCGCCGCCACCACUACCAUCCCUUGGAUUGGCGAUGAUCACGACGAAACAGAUUCUUCGUACCGCCACCGCCAACACUGA